Molecule: messenger RNA, 879 nt
Organism: Lactuca sativa (garden lettuce)
Lineage: Eukaryota; Viridiplantae; Streptophyta; Magnoliopsida; Asterales; Asteraceae
Product: putative glutathione S-transferase
Biological process (GO): glutathione metabolic process
Cellular component (GO): cytoplasm
Molecular function (GO): glutathione transferase activity
Source: RefSeq, a predicted model, not a curated record
UUUACGAAUAUAUCAUACAAACUUCCUCAUAAACUGAUAAACACGUAGUGAAUAUACCUGCAACAACCCAACAAUGGUGAAAGAAGAAGAGGUGAUUCUACUGAACUUAUGGGCAAGCAUGUAUGGGAUGAAGGUCAUGAUCGCACUUGCCGAGAAGGGUGUUUCAUAUGAGUACAGAGAAGAAGAUUUCAGGAACAAGAGUCAGCUUCUCUUGAAGAUGAACCCGGUUCACAAGAAAUUUCCGGUUCUCAUCCACAACGGCAAACCGAUCUGCGAGUCAAACAUCAUUGUUGAAUAUAUCGAUGAAGUCUGGAAAGAUAAAGCUCCAUUGUUUCCUUCUGAUACUUACGACAAAGCUCAUGCGAGGUUUUGGGCUGACUUUAUUGAUAAGAAGAUAUACCAAAUUGGGUGGAAGUUGUACACAAGAAAAGGGGAAGAACAUGAGGCAGCAAGGAAAGAGUUCAUGGAUUCCCUUAAACUGAUUGAAGGAGAGCUUGGAGACAAGCCUUACUUUGGAGGUGACAGUUUCGGGUAUCUUGAUCUGUCUUUCAUCCCAUUUCAUUCAUGGUUUCAUGCCUAUGAAACAUAUGGGAAAUUGAACAUACAACAAAACUUCCCAAAAUUGAUUGCUUGGGGUAAAAGGUGCUUUCAGAACAAGAAGAGUGUGUCUAACACUCUUCCUGAUUCGCUAAAGGUCCUUGCUUUUGUUCAAAACUUUAGGAAAAUAUUUAAACUCGGUGAAUAGAAUUUUGAGGUAUCAAAGCCAUUAUGGUUUUGUUAACACUUGGAUUUGUGUUGUUGAUAAUUUUGCUUUCUUGAUAGAAAACACUUGGAUGUGUUUGUCUCGUAUGAAUAAUGAAAGUUGUGUUUUCAGAUGCA